GAGAGGCUGUCAGGGAGGGUUCGUUGCAGCGCCCGGCAGGGCCGUCGUGGUCGCCUGUGGGUUCCUGCCCUUGGAGCUUUCCGUUGCUGUCUGCCCUCAUGGCCUUUGCGCCCAUGGGGCCUGAGGCCUCGUUCUUCGAGGUUUUGGACCAGCACAGGGCUUCCCUGCUGGCCACCCUGAGGAGAAGCGGUGGGGAGCCUGCGGGCGGGGGGACGCGCCUGGCCUCCAGUUCUGAGGUUCUUGGAUCUAUAGAAAGUGUUAUCCAGGACGUCAUCACAAGCGUGGCAAGGAAUGAGGCACCUGCAUUCACCAUAGACAACAGAUCAAGCUGGGGAAAUAUAAAGUUUGAAGAUUCUGUGGGUCUUCAGAUGGCAUCUCAUUGUACCACGAGAAAAAUCAAAAGCGAUUCACUAAAAUCAGUUAAAAAAUUUGCCCUAAUUCUUAAAAUAUUGUCCAUGAUUUAUAAAUUAGUACAGAGCAACACUUAUGCAACCAAAAGAGACCUAUAUUAUACUGACAGCCAACUCUUCGGUAACCAGACUGUCGUGGACAAUAUUAUCAAUGACAUUUCUUGUAUGUUAAAAAUGCCAAGGAUAAGUCUACAUAUAUUAUCUACAUCAAAAGGUUUAAUCGCUGGCAACUUAAGGUAUCUGGAGGAAGACGGCACCAGAGUGCACUGUACCUGUGGUUCCACAGCUGUUGCUGUGCCAUCUAAUAUUCAAGGAAUUCGAAAUUUAAUUACAGAUGCAAAAUUUCUAUUAAUUGUAGAAAAAGAUGCAACAUUUCAGCGACUCCUGGAUGACAGCUUUUGCAACAGAAUGUCCCCGUGCAUCAUGGUUACGGGAAAGGGGGUACCUGACCUGAACACAAGACUUUUGGUCAAGAAGCUGUGGGAUACAUUUCAUAUUCCUGUUUUCGCUCUUGUCGACGCUGAUCCACAUGGCAUAGAAAUAAUGUGCAUCUACAAGUAUGGAUCUAUGGCGAUGUCUUUUGAGGCCCAUAAUCUCACAGUUCCAGCUAUUAGAUGGCUUGGUCUCCUCCCUUCUGAUAUUAAACGGUUAAAUAUACCUAGAGAUACCUUAAUUCCGCUGACAAAACAGGACCAGAUGAAACUUGACAGUGUCCUGAAAAGACCUUAUGUUACUUGCCAACCAUUUUGGAGAAAAGAAAUGGAGAUAAUGGCAGACUCUAAACUGAAGGCAGAAAUUCAAGCUUUGACCUUCCUAUCAUCAGAUUAUCUUUCCAGAGUGUACCUACCCAAUAAAUUAAAAUUUGGAGGAUGGAUAUAAAAAUAUAUCAGAAUAUAUCUUGUGAUUGUAAGAGGUUUUUCAUUAGUUUUAUUUUUGGUAGUAGAUACCAUCUUGGAAAGAACAUAUAUUCUUAAUCCUGUAGAGGUAAAAUAAUUUUCCACUAGUUAUAUUUUUUGUCAAA
This is a messenger RNA of Lutra lutra (Eurasian river otter), 1431 nucleotides long. RefSeq names its product SPO11 initiator of meiotic double stranded breaks (gene SPO11). Gene Ontology annotation, molecular function: DNA binding; ATP binding; DNA topoisomerase type II (double strand cut, ATP-hydrolyzing) activity. The transcript has 13 exons. Gene Ontology annotation, cellular component: nuclear chromosome. NCBI's taxonomy places the organism in Eukaryota, Metazoa, Chordata, Mammalia, Carnivora, Mustelidae. Gene Ontology annotation, biological process: meiotic DNA double-strand break formation; meiotic DNA double-strand break processing; reciprocal meiotic recombination. Bases 99 to 1289 code for a protein of 396 amino acids. The record is from RefSeq and is a predicted model, not a curated record.